Molecule: messenger RNA, 2502 nt
Organism: Exophiala dermatitidis NIH/UT8656
Lineage: Eukaryota; Fungi; Ascomycota; Eurotiomycetes; Chaetothyriales; Herpotrichiellaceae
Exons: 1
Coding region: 550-1473 (307 amino acids)
Source: RefSeq, a predicted model, not a curated record
CUGAAGAACAACUAAAUUCAAUCGCCAUAUAGCCUAUUCGGCUAGUAAGUAGUCGUGCCUACUACCCAGUAGCAACCUGAACAGCUGAACUGUUCUCUCCAGCUAAUUGCACCGUAGCAAUUGAGCUACCCUCCCCGGUGCUAGCCUGAGUGGCCUGCCUCGUCCUCCCUCCUCCUGCUGCUGCUGCUGCUCCUCCUCCAUACACCCCGCCAAAACCUCACAGUCCAUUGCUUCCUCCAGAUGCCAGUACAUACUGGACCGACAUGAAUAACGGCUCGAACUCGAAUCCUGCGCUCUCUCGCUUUCGGGCCACUGGCUUUCCCUUUCUUUCUCCCGAUCCUCGUCAGAGAUCGGAGUCGUCACGAUCAUAGCGGUUCACUCUCGAAGUCCAGUCGAGUCCUGACAGUGGUAUGGCCGGUCACCAUCACGCCGCGUAACACUCAAGCCGAGACUUUUCGAUGACACGGCCGUUGUCUCCCUCGUCGCUCUCGUCGUCUUUCGUUUGUUGACAGCACCGCCCUCUCCAGGGCCGGGAAGCGUUUCGCAGCCAUGCCGUUUUGUUUUGGGGGUGACAAAGAACCGGAGGACGAAUAUGACCCUAUUCCAUUCGGGCUGCGAUGGCGCAUGAAGUUCGGCAAGAAAGAGGUCGACCCCAAUACAGGCGAGAGCAUUUUGCGCUUGAGCAACAGCAAGAUCCUCAAGACCCAGUGCGCCAACACCGAAUACCAAGCCCUGAAGCUGCUUGAUCGACACACUUCGGUGCCCACGUAUAAAGUCCUGGCCGUCUACAACCGACCUGACGGGAAAUGGGUGGAAUACGAGGCAUAUCCUGGGAAACCGCUGCAAGAUCAAUGGCCUGGCAUGUCGGCACACCAGAAGAACAAGAUCAUUGGGGACCUGGGUCGGUUCGUCGAGCAAUUGAGGAAGAUGCAACCUCCCAAACUGUGCGUCGUGGGCGACGCCACGCUCGGAGCUGCCUUGGACCACCGGUUCGGGUCUGGUAGAGUCGGUCCGUUCUUCUCCAUCGCAGCGUUCCAUGAGUUUGAGAGACGAGGGCAUCCGCCUCAUGACUUCCCGGAGGUUGAAAUCCAACAGGUUCACGACCCGAACCGAAAGUACGAGCUCAAAUUCACCCAUGCCAAUCUCUGUCCCAAGAACAUCCUCGUUGACGACGCCGGAAGAAUAACUGCCUUGGUCGGCUGGGAGUCAUCGGGCUGGUAUCCCGAGUACUGGGAAUACACUCAAAUGUGUCACUUGACGCCCAAAACCAUGGGAGAUUGGCUGGAGGCCAUGCGCAAUGUCAUCCCUCGAUAUGACCAGGAGUUGGCCUGCGAGGAGGCUUUGCGGUCCCAUUACUGUGGCUCGAUAUACGAUGCUCCCAGGAGUGUUCGCGCCCCGAGUCCCAGCCCGAGUCAGUUGGAGGCAGAGCGACAGGAGAUCGAUGACAAGAACACCGAGAGUACGAGUGGAUGAACCAGAUCGAAUACCACGUUGUCGAAAGCAAAAUUACUGCGGCCGAGAUCAAGCGGCCAGUCGAGGCCGUCGACACGAAGAAGGUGAGAAGUCUGCAGAGAUUUACUGGCAGUAUAUGUUAUUGCUGUGUGCCACCCGCAGGCUUGAGGAUCUCGGCAGUCUAAGAAUUCAUUAGAGUGCUCGGCGGGCAGCUACAGCAGUCCUCUGCGCGGCGACGGAAAACGUGCUAUUGUUAUGCGGCCUGAUCAUAUAUCAAUUGCUGUGUGGAGGACAAGAGCGAGACCUAUGCGGCUGAGCGUGAGGGCUGGGUAUCAAGUGGACACAGCGCCUGUUGUUCAGACCUGUGACAACCACAGCGUGCCUUCUUGUGCGGCCAGCUCGAAAGUAUGCUUUUUUGAAGCAUCCGACAUUGAAAGAAACAAGGGCUUUGCACAAUGAACCGGCACCAGCGAUGUCCAAUCGUGGCACAUAUUCUUACAAGACGGGGUUAUGGUGUGAAAACUAUUGCAGAUUGAAGACAUGGGGAUCAAAGAGCAUCUGUGCGAUAAGAACCCUCUUCACGUCCGCCUGCCCCGACGAAUCUCGACACUACAGCAACACUGAUUUGAAGGCGUUUUAUAACGCUAGAGUCCUAAGCACAGAGACUCGAGAAAAAUGUAUGGCUUACACUUGAGAUCUGCGAGGCGCCCCAAGGGGAAAAGGCGCAAAAAAGGGAAUAAGAGGGUGCUGAUUAGAAUGGACAAUGUCGGAGUCUAGAGCUUUAGAUGCUGCUUGUUUCAGUUCUAUGCUGUGAAUUACACUGCCUUCAGCCUGCACAGCGAGAUAUCUGCUUUAUGACUUCCAAGUUCCUGCUGAGGCGCAACGGUGUCAGAUGGAACAAGUCGUCUUUGCCACCUGGGUCUGUGUAAAUAAUACAGCAAUACAACAACCCAGCAGGCGGACACCAUACCUAGAUAAUAUCAAAAGAAAUAAAAACAGAGCAAACAGCCGUAUUCCUGCUAGGGCCAUGGUAUCAUAUUGUGCACUCAG